Molecule: messenger RNA, 1726 nt
Organism: Acanthochromis polyacanthus (spiny chromis)
Lineage: Eukaryota; Metazoa; Chordata; Actinopteri; Pomacentridae
Product: protein LEG1 homolog
Exons: 9
Source: RefSeq, a predicted model, not a curated record
CUCUCCCUAACUUCUCUCAAAAUGACAAAUGGCAAAUGCACUAGCGUGAUCUCCUCCUCUCAAAAACCCACAAUUUGAGGAGUGAAUCAGACCCCUAUGGCUUUUAAGACCUGGACAGAUUGAAAUGUCCGACCCCUUCAAAGUUCGCGCGAAGCACUGUGACACGCGAUGUGACGUAACGAGGCCUCGUUCUCGAUAGUCACGUGAUUGUGGGCGUGCUGAAGCAGGGAUCGAAACACCGUCUCGGAACACUUUCGCUUCAAAAGCUCGGCACUGUGUCGCGCAAACUGGCUCGAGCGUAACAUCACUACCCUGGACCUUCUGGAUUACCUUGCCUGCUCGUCACACACCGUUCCCUGGACUCUCUGGAUAACCUGGCCUGCUCGUCACCCCUCCUCUGCUCUGCACCCCUCCUCUGUCUGUUUCUGGUCUGGCUGCUCCUCGGCCCUCGUCACAUGCCCGCCACAGGCUGCCUCAGUUCAGCCCCCCAAAAUACUUUAGCUAUGCAGCGUCCAGCAGUCCUCGGCCUCCUCGUGGCCUGUGCAGCGUCUCUCUGCAGCUCUACUGUCAUCACCAAAAAUGGCAGGCCCAUCGGGUGGGACCAAACUGUCGAGAAACUGACCGACCUGCCGUCACAGGAUGGAACUGUGACUCCCAACCCCUGGCAUUACCCCGACCGCAUGAGUCUUUACCGGGUGUUGAUCACUGCCACUGAUCCCUUCAUGGCAUCCAUGGGGUCCAACACCACCGACAGCCCUGUGUGGGGACUCCCGGUGAUGCUGGCAUGGGAGCAUGUUUCAGGCCGUCUCGCUGACCCGACCAGUACCACAACAUGCGGACAGGAUUCAGACAAGAACUGUAUUUCCCCUCAGAGCUGGUGAGCCUGUGAGAGCUACCACACUUCUGUGCUUCCCUUCCUGUCUGCUGCCCAGUAGGGCAUCUUCGGAGCAGACAUCCAGGUAAAGAUGCAGAAGCCUGAAACUGGGGAGGACUAUUGCACCACUUACGCUGACUGUGCAACACGCUUCCCUGAUGCCAUGAAAAAGUGGGAUAAGUUUUACGAGGAUGUGAACGCUGCGUCGCAGUCUAAUCUAACCGACAGCGUGAAGAAAGACACCAUCCUUGGACUUUUCUGGACAGCACGGAUGUCUGCAACUUCUGCAUGCAGUGCCAGCGAGAGCAAAUAUUCCUCUGAGGAGGUGGCGUUCUUUACCGCUUGGAUGGACGGAGCUCAGUAUUACGAAGCCUGUCAUCACCACACCAGCCUGGCGACAGCUGUGAUGUUGACGAGUCCUAUGCCAAGCCGAGUUUUACUGAAGGACGACGUUGCACCAGACAUUGAGGGUUUGACUCCGGAAGAGAACCACACAGUUUACAUCCUCAACUGGAUGAAGACAAUCAACUCUUUGUUCUUUGGGAGUCCGGUACGUCUGUGGAAAAGCGCCAUGUGUUCGGUGAGCGCCAGAGAGCAAGGCAGGAACAUGAUGAACGAGCUCGUGCUAUCACCCACCUUCCCCAAAGCCACUUUCAUGUCCAUGAUAACAGAACUGCUUGCAACCUGCUGAGAAACGGAGAGUAAUGCCAAAAGCCAAGUGUAAAGAAGAGUCACUAACUGGAAGCUGCAAGCAGCAGAAGUCAUCAUGUGUCAUUCUGCCAUCAAUAUGAGCUUCCAAGUAAAGUGGAAACAAUUAUUCACUGUUGCAAAUAAAGAUUUCUGUUCUCAAAA